Molecule: messenger RNA, 2634 nt
Organism: Scophthalmus maximus (turbot)
Lineage: Eukaryota; Metazoa; Chordata; Actinopteri; Pleuronectiformes; Scophthalmidae
Gene: ppp1r3c2b
Product: protein phosphatase 1 regulatory subunit 3C2, duplicate b
Exons: 3
Coding region: 1250-2149 (299 amino acids)
Biological process (GO): regulation of glycogen biosynthetic process
Cellular component (GO): protein phosphatase type 1 complex
Molecular function (GO): protein phosphatase 1 binding; glycogen binding
Source: RefSeq, a predicted model, not a curated record
UUUUUGCCCGCGCACAAAUCGCCUAGUAAUUGGAACUAACAAGGGACUUUUCCAAAACUGAACUACGUGUCAACAGUCAGUCGUCUUCUUGAGUUGCACUGCCUGACUAGCUUAUAUGAUAUCAUAUAGCCCCGUGUUAAGAAAUAAGGAAUGGUCACAUAGGUUGGUAUUAUUCUUAUUUAAAUGUUGGACAGUGAAAGCAGUGUUCCGUUAGACUUUGUAAAUGGUUGAACAUCUUGAUUUAAAAAAAAAAGAUACAUCUUAAAUGUUUAAAUGAUUGCAAAGUUGUGAGAGUAUUUGAAGUUAUUUAAUUAAUCACAUGAAUGACUUCAUCAUUUUACCUCAUCCUAUUUCUGGACGUCUUCUGAUCAUGCAGUGGCAGGACUUCAUCUUGACCAGUUUAACCACCUUCAUACAAAUUUGAAGGUUUUCAAGACGACAUAAUGUCUUUAAACUUGGUCUCCAAAUACAUCUCCACAAGUAUGAGACGUGUUUCAUGUUACUGGAUAUGUGUGCACGUACUAAGCUUGAUUCUUGCGUGACUUCCAUGCUUAGGCGACUUGCAUGGUGAAGCCCGUUAAUGUUAUCAGGCCCUUUCUCAGCGUCACUCCUGCUGACGAACUUUGGGAGAGCGAUCCCGUCAGGACACCAGCCAGUGAGCAGUGAACCUGGAUCCCAGCCCAGGCCUCCCUGGGAUCUGUCCAUUGACAGGUCUGAGAAUAGAGACUAGGAUGACUGGAAUGGUUUUCAUAAUACAGAAUCAAAUUACACGUACACUAUAUACAGUGGACUUGUUUGUGCUUUAUCGCUUUGUCAGCACUGGACGACAGAUAUGAGGUGACUACACAAAAGACAUGGUUUCACAUAAAUCUUUACAGAAAAGCCUACUGGUGUGAUAACAUGUUUAUGUUUUGACAGUCAAACUCUAAAAUAGCCAACAAAGAAAGCACAUUGAUUAAAAUAUAAGGACUGUUGCUGUACAUGACAAAAAAAUCUAUGUUGUAUGCUCUAAAAAGACACAUUAGUGCAAAACCACAACAUCCAGCUGAUUGGUCAGGGAGUGAAGGGGGCGGAGUAUUCAACAUGACAUCUCAACUGAGGCAGUAUAUAGAUAGGACACAAUGCCGGACGCUCCUGUGGGCAAAGGGAUGACUGAGACUACAGACUACCAAUUACAACUUGCGCUCGUGUGUAACUCCAGCCAAACGUUGAGGACAACACCAUAAUCGCUCAGCACCACACAACCACCAUGGAGAUCUCCACGUCAACUGUUUUUUCUCUUGCAAGCGUCCUGCCAGUGGUUGGCUUCGGGUCAAAGGCCCAGUCAGCUGGUCUCGUGGAGAUUGCUGUCAUGCUCUGCUUGAACCAGCGUAAACAACUGUGUCCUCACGUUUGGGUUCCCAUCCUGAAACCCCAGCGCCCCUGCAUCCGCCCUCAGGCGUCGGAUCAGCUAUCCUCUGACGUCUGCGGCCAGAGUUAUUUGGCCCACCCUCUCUCGGCCUUCUUGGACGAGGACUUGGAUGAAGAGGUUUUCAUCCCAAUCAAGAACAAGCACGUGGUUUUCGCCGACUCGAGAGGAUUGUCCCUGACAGCUGUGCGGGUGUUUUCCGAAGAAGAGGAGCACUCUGACUUGAACCUCCUGCCAUCGCUGCCGGACUUGGGAAGCACGACGGACGACAGCUACAGCUGCACCGUCAGCACGUGCUGCCCAGGAACACGGCUCAAACUUGGCUUCCCGCAGCCCUCCGCAGAUUUCCAGGCCUUUCGUGCCAAGCUGGCAGAGAGCAUGGUUAUCCUGGAGAACUGCAGUGUUUCUGAACAGGCCCUCCAAGGUACCGUCAGAGUCAGGAACAUCAGUUUCCAGAAGGACGUGCGUGUGCGCAUCACCUUUGACUCGUGGCAGAGCCACAAAGAUGUGCCCUGUACAUACCUGCAGAAACGCUUCGGCGGGCCACAGACGGACAUCUUUGAAUUUGACAUUGCCAUCCCUAAAGUGCUAGAUGCCAAAAGGAAGAUAGAAUUCUGUUUGCAUUUCUUACCGGGGGGGGAGAGCAAACCUUUUUGGGACAAUAACAAUGGGCAGAAUUACAGCAUUGCAGUGUGUGUGAGCUCACAUCUCUGUAGGAAGAAUCUAAGUGAAAGGGCAUGACUCAACCUUGAAAAGGAUCCUUGUUUUUGUCAUAUAUAAUUCACCAGUCCUGGGUAUAAAUGAGGUGGAUGUUGUUUUUAAAAUUACAUUUGCAUUGUUUUCAUGCUGAAGCACUUAAGUACUUAAUAAAUGUUUAGAUAUUUUAGUAACUGUAUAGAAAAUGUUAAAACUGCUUAUUUUGGUGUCCAUUUAAUAAUUAUUUUCCCUUUGUCUGUCACAUUUAAUUCACAAGCGGGUGACCUUGUUCUUCGGUCACUCUAUUGUCAUGCCCUAUGUGUUGGCCUGUCAUCGGCCCCGGUGUUACUGUUGUGCACCAGGGAGGGAGAUCCCUUUCACUUUGGGCAUUUCUGGGAUUCCCGUAUAGGUCAGAGAUUUCCAGAGAGGGAUAAACAGAAACACGAGAGAAGAUAUUCUUAGCUCAGUCCUGUUUUAUAGAGUCGAGGCUUGCUGUCAGAGACGGAUUAAAGGGAAACUUUGUGAUACCA